GUGUCAACUGUCACAAAACCUGAACGCAGCAGCAGAAGAAGAGUCGUGUGCUUUAAACCACCGAUCAGACAGCUAAGAGGAAACCAAGAAGGAAAGCACUGAGGACUCAAACAGAAUCUCCAUCUUAACGAGUUCUGGUUGAUUUAGGGGUGCUGAGCACUCACAUCUAUCAGCACCAUGGGGGAACUCUUCAGAAGCGAAGAGAUGACACUGGCUCAGCUCUUCCUCCAGUCAGAAGCUGCCUACUGUUGUGUCAGUGAACUGGGAGAGAUCGGGAUGGUGCAGUUUCGUGAUCUAAAUCCUGAUGUGAACGUGUUCCAACGGAAGUUUGUCAAUGAGGUACGCCGAUGUGAGGAGAUGGAUCGCAAACUGAGAUUUGUGGAGAAAGAAAUAAAGAAGGCCAACAUCCCAAUAGUUGACACAGGAGAGAACCCUGAAGUCCCCUUCCCAAGGGACAUGAUUGACCUGGAGGCCACAUUUGAGAAGCUCGAGAAUGAGCUGAAAGAAAUAAACACCAAUCAAGAAGCCCUAAAGAAGAACUUUCUGGAACUGACGGAGCUCAAGCACAUCCUGCGUCGCACACAACAAUUUUUUGAUGAGAUGGAGGAUCCCAGUUUACUGGAGGAGUCGUCCACCCUCAUGGACCCCAAUGAGCCUAACCGAGGGGCUCCUCUGAGACUCGGGUUUGUGGCUGGAGUCAUUGGUAGGGAACGUAUUCCCACAUUCGAAAGGAUGCUGUGGAGAGUUUGCAGAGGAAAUGUGUUCCUGAGGCAGGCAGACAUUGAAGAUUCUCUGGAGGACCCAACUACCGGUGACCAGGUCCACAAGUCUGUUUUCAUCAUCUUCUUCCAGGGAGACCAGCUGAAGAAUAGAGUCAAGAAGAUCUGCGAGGGGUUUAGAGCAACCCUGUACCCGUGUCCAGAAACACCCCAGGAGCGGAAAGAGAUGCUAGCAGGGGUUAACGCACGCAUAGAGGACCUGCAAAUGGUGCUGAACCAGACUGAGGAUCACAGGCAGAGGGUCCUGCAGGCUGCAGCCAAGACAGUCAGAGUGUGGUUCAUCAAGGUCAGGAAGAUGAAGGCCAUCUACCACACCCUCAACCUCUGCAACAUUGACGUCACUCAGAAGUGUCUGAUCGCCGAGGUGUGGUGUCCCGUCUCCGACCUGGACUCCAUCCAGUUUGCUCUGCGCAGGGGAACGGAGAAGAGUGGCUCCACUGUGCCUUCCAUCCUUAAUAGGAUGCAGACCAAGCAGACCCCACCCACCUAUAACAAGACCAACAAGUUCACCUCAGGCUUCCAAAACAUUGUGGAUGCCUAUGGAAUUGGCAGCUACCGUGAGAUUAACCCAGCACCAUACACCAUCAUCACCUUCCCCUUCCUGUUCGCCGUUAUGUUCGGUGACCUGGGCCACGGGGUGCUCAUGACCUGUGCUGCCCUGUACCUUGUGUUGAGGGAGAGCAGGCUGAUUGCCAUGAAGAACGAUAAUGAGAUGUUCAACAUGGUGUUUUCAGGCCGUUACAUCAUCCUGCUAAUGGGAAUCUUCUCAAUCUACACUGGGAUCAUUUACAACGACUGCUUCUCCAAGUCACUCAACGUGUUUGGCUCAGGCUGGAGUGUCAGGCCCAUGUUCGACCCCCGAGUAGGAGGCAACUGGACGUUUGAAACACUUGAGGGCAAUAAGGUUUUGCAGUUGGACCCAGUAAUAGACGGAGUGUUCAAAGGACCAUACCCCAUUGGCAUCGAUCCGAUAUGGAACAUUGCCACCAACAAGCUGACGUUCCUGAACUCCUUCAAGAUGAAGAUGUCUGUUAUCUUGGGAGUCAUCCACAUGCUGUUCGGAGUCACUCUUAGUCUCUUCAACCACCUGUAUUUCAAAAAACCUUUGAACAUCUACUUGGGAUUCAUCCCAGAAAUCAUCUUCAUGUCCAGUCUGUUUGGCUACCUUGUCAUUCUGAUCUUCUAUAAAUGGGUAUCAUACGAUGCACGCACCUCGAAGGAAGCCCCUAGUCUGCUCAUCGCCUUUAUUAACAUGUUCCUCUUCAACUACAACGAUCCGAGUAACAAACCUCUCUACAGAGGACAAAUGGGUCUCCAAAUAUUCUUGGUGUUGAUGGCCUUGGCUUGUGUUCCAUGUAUGUUAAUAGUGAAAACUCUAGUUCUGCGGAGGCAGCAUUUAUGGCGUAAAAACUUGGGUAUGCAGAACUUUGGAGGGAUCAGGGUGGGCAAUGGGCCCACUGAGGAUGAGGCUGAAAUCAUCCAGCAUGACCAACUUGCACAGCAUUUCGAGGAAGACCCUGAGCGUUGCCUUUUGUCACCUGCUGUCAAGGCCUGCGAGGAGGAAGAGUUUAACUUUGCAGACGUGGCAGUGCAUCAGGCAAUCCAUACCAUAGAGUACUGCCUGGGCUGCAUCUCCAACACUGCUUCCUAUCUGAGGCUUUGGGCCCUCAGUCUGGCUCACGCACAGUUGUCAGAGGUGCUCUGGUCCAUGGUGAUGCACAUUGGACUUUCUUCUAGAAGCUUCGGUGGCUUCUUCCUUCUGGCCAUCAUCUUUUAUUUCUUUGCAGUUCUCACAGUUGCCAUUCUUCUCAUUAUGGAAGGCUUGUCAGCCUUCUUGCAUGCACUGCGACUGCACUGGGUGGAGUUCCAAAACAAGUUUUACUGUGGCCAGGGCUUCAAAUUCCUCCCCUUCACCUUCGAAAGCAUCCUGGAUGGGAGGUUUGAGGACUGAGGUUGACUGACAGCUCCUCUUCUCUUAUUGUCACUGAUCUCUAGAAAAUCUGUGUGGUCUUGAAUAGUUUUUUUGUUUGUUUGUUUUGUUUUUUUUGGAUGUGUGUGUGAUGCAGUUUCCGACUUUCCCAGGUGUUACCACAUCUGCAAGACAUGACGACACCAUGAAAUGAAUUCGUCAGACGACCUAUUUGUUUUAAACUUCUCAUCUCUUUUUAAAAUCAGCAUCAAAAUCUGGAACAUGUACUCAGAAAUUACCAUUCAUUCAUUCCUACGGAAAAUAGCAUAAUAUCUGUUAUGUGUCUUAGUGAAGUAAUUUUCUUUUUACCUGUGUUUUAUUUAGUUUAAUAUUAUUUAUGCUAAUUUUUCUUUAAUAAAACUUUUGCAUCUUUUUUGCACUACCAAUCGUAAAUGAGGUCUGUUAUGUGCAGGUGUUUUUGACUGAUUAUGUUGACAGAUGUUUAUUCAGAGCAAAGGAGUGUUUUGCAUUUUCCUGUCUGUCAACACAUUGUCGUAACCAGGUCGUCUUUCUUUCUGCAUUGGCAUUGUUGUUCAACAAUCAGCAUCUUGUGCACAGAGCAUCUUAUGUGUUUGAAUUCAAAAUCACCCACUGUGUUAAACUGUAUACUGGCUUCACACGCAGAGCUAUCGAUGUCCAAAGGGAAUACAAUUAAACUACAUGAGGAUGUCAGUCAGUGUCAGUGCUUUGAAUGUGCAAAUGAAACGGCUGUUUAAAAGCUGCAUUGUGCUCUAACAUUGCAAUAAAUGUCCUUUGUGUUUAGUGAUGUGUAGGCGGAUGUUCUGUAACAAUCUAGAAGGCUAACAUGAUUCAGCAGUGUCGGUCGUGUUGAUUUUUUUUUUUUUUUUUUUUCCUUUGCUGAUUUCAAUUGUGUAUUCAAGUUUAAAAUAUUAUUGUCACAUAUAAUAAGUAAUGAGAAAGGUAUAUACAGCAGACAUAUUCAAGUAGACGUCAUUGCUCAGAAAUCAUUUAACAACCAUAUGAAGUGCACCUCUGUCAAUAAAGCGGGAAGAGCCGGAUUAAGACAA
Scatophagus argus is the source of this 3776-nucleotide messenger RNA. RefSeq names its product ATPase H+ transporting V0 subunit a1a (gene atp6v0a1a). Gene Ontology annotation, biological process: vacuolar acidification; proton transmembrane transport. NCBI's taxonomy places the organism in Eukaryota, Metazoa, Chordata, Actinopteri, Scatophagidae. Gene Ontology annotation, molecular function: proton-transporting ATPase activity, rotational mechanism; ATPase binding. Bases 178 to 2730 code for a protein of 850 amino acids. Gene Ontology annotation, cellular component: vacuolar proton-transporting V-type ATPase complex; plasma membrane; vacuolar proton-transporting V-type ATPase, V0 domain. The record is from RefSeq and is a predicted model, not a curated record. The transcript is spliced from 22 exons.